AUGGAUGAAAACCACCAAAAGGCAUGCACCUACAUCCGCGAAGCUGCCUCCCAAGGUGCUCAUCUAGCUGUUCUCCCAGAAUAUCAUCUAAACGCCUUCCCACCCACAAACCCCCUCUACCUCCCCCAAACCAACUCCCAAAUAACCACCAAAUACCUCCAAUCCUACCAGUCCCUCGCCAAAGAGCUCAACAUCUGCAUCGUCCCGGGUACAAUCGUCGAAAACCACACUCCCACCAGUGAAAAUACGAAUACGAAUACCGACACCCAACCCAAAGACCCAAUUCUCUACAACACAGCCUACUUCAUCUCCAACGACGGCACUAUCCUCUCCUCCUACCGAAAAAAGAAUAUCUGGCACCCAGAACGCCCAUACCUAACUUCUUCGGGUUCCGAUCCCCACGAAGUCUUCGAUACACCCAUCGGCAAGGUCGGGUUGCUUAUAUGUUGGGAUUUGGCUUUCCCGGAGGCGUUCAGGGAGUUGAUUGCUGCUGGGGCGGAGGUGGUGGUUGUUCCUACUUUUUGGACUCAAUACGAUGCCUCACCUGCGCUGCGGGCGAAGAAUCCCGAUUGCGAGAAGCUGUUUCUGGAGUCGGUGCUUACGGCGAGGUGUUUUGAGAAUACGUGUGGGGUUGUGUUUGCCAAUGCGGCGGGGGAGAACGAGGGGGAUGGAUUCCUGGGAUUGUCGAGGGUGACCAUGCCUGGGGUUGGUGUUGUGGGGUCUCUGGGGUGGGAGGAGGGGGUUUGUGUGGUGGAUCUUGAUAUAGGGUUGAUUCGGGAUGCCGAGGAGAAUUAUCGGGUCAGGGAGGAUUUGGGGAGGGAGGGCUGGUAUUAUUCUUAUCGGCAUCAGGGGAGGGAGUAG
Messenger RNA from Aspergillus oryzae RIB40, 861 nucleotides. RefSeq names its product carbon-nitrogen hydrolase family protein. The transcript has 3 exons. Gene Ontology annotation, molecular function: hydrolase activity, acting on carbon-nitrogen (but not peptide) bonds, in linear amides. Bases 1 to 861 code for a protein of 286 amino acids. The record is from RefSeq and is a predicted model, not a curated record. NCBI's taxonomy places the organism in Eukaryota, Fungi, Ascomycota, Eurotiomycetes, Eurotiales, Aspergillaceae.